AUGAGGCUAGAGGUUGCCUUGAUCAAGGGGGUAGGAGUGAAGAUGAUGGCUCUUCACCCAUUUCCUGGAAAGGCUCUCACAAAGGAAGGGGCAAGAUCAAGAGCAGGCAUUACCUCAGGAGCAGCUGGGACACAAUGCAGACAUGCUAUGGCAUUGUGUGCUCUCAGCUCUACACCAGCAGAAUUUCUCAAUUCUCAACAGCCAGCUCUUCUAGCAGAUGGAGCAGCUCAAGCCACAGAUAGACAAGCAACUCCUUUGGAAGAUCUCUAUGCCCCUUUUUGUUCAAACACUGCAGAACGGCACUACCUCCUGCAGCCUCAGUUCAGGAAGGCCCAACUCUUGGGAGCAGUCAGUCACUCAGCACCAAAGCCAGCUGUGCUCUGUAUGACUUGGCAGAGGAAAGACAUCAGCAGUCUCAGCAGGACCUGUGAGAUUGCUACUGUGGAUAUAAAUUGCGAUUGCCCACACAUGCGUUGGAGAGGCAGAAAUGGAGACAAGAGACUGAAUGUGUCUGUGGAGAAUGCAGCUAGGGAAGGGAGCUGGGGGAAACUUGCAGAACUUGCCAGCAUAUGGGUGCAGAUGAAUAUAAAUGAAUAUGUAGCCGCAUUAAUUGCACUGAAGCAAAAAAUGAUUGAUGGAGAUCGUUUGCUGACAGAGUAUCAACAGAAAUGCACUGAGCUUCAAUUUGCUGAACGAGAGAUCUCUGCUCUUCGUUGCCAAGUGGAGCAGAUGCUACAGAAAAUCCUGCCUCUGGAAAAGUGCCAGGAAGAGUUGGGUUCCUUGAAAGCAGAGUUGGAAGAGAAAAAGAGUUCUCUCAAGAUUUAUCGGGAGAGUCAACUGGAAUAUGUUAAAAUUAAAGAAGAAAUAGUAAACAGCGAUGCUGUGAGAAAGAAACUGGAAACAAAAGUGAAGAAACUUGAAGAGGCUGCAACAAAGCAUACACAGGACUUCAGACAACUGAAAACUGAAAAGAAAAGGCUUGAAAAGGAGUUAAAGAAGGCACAAGGAAAACUUGAUGGUGUACUUAAAGAGAAGUGCAGAAAAGUUAAGCAUGUGGAGACCCAGAGUUCAAGUGAAGAUCUUACAACAGAUAUAGACAAAGAAAAAAUAAAGCUCUUGUUAGAAGAACUCUGGAUGUGCAUUGACAGUGCAACAGGAAAAAGAGAGAAUCGAGAAAAUGAUCCUGUCUUGGCUUCUGUUCAGGAUAAGGCAUGGCCUGAAAAAAGAAGACUGACUGUUACAGAAGAAACUGUACAAAUCCACCAAAAGAUCAGGAAGUGUGACGGCAAAACACUACCUUGGUAUUCUUCACUAGAAAGUGCUGGAAAGCAAAAUUCUGUAACAGCCAUGCAACUUCAAGCGUGUACUGAGCCUUUUGGAGGCGACUGUGUUGAGAACAGGACUACUGAAGAACGUCUGCAGGGUGGUGAGGAUAAAACUGUAGAUGUGAUAAUACAGACAGAUGGGGCACACAGCAGUUCAGACUUCUCUGAUCAGGAGCAAAAGGGCCCAGGUGGAAAUGUGAUGGAUAUAUUGAAUUGGGCCAGGCCUCUCCCUGCUCUACUUUCUCCAGUACAGCUUUCGCCACUAACUACACAGGAUAUAUUGAUUGGAGAAGUCAUAGGUUCCAGUGACGAAGAAGUUGAUUGCAGUGCUUCUGCAGUGGAGGAUAUUUUACAAGACCAAGUUCAGCCUCAGAAUUGUAAUGUAUUCAGCCUCGAGGAGGAGUGUAACAGACAGAGCAAAUCAUAUGAGCAUGGUCUUGAUGCAGAAAUCUCAUGUAACCUGAGUUGGAAUGAAAAGAAUGUUCAUAUUGGUCCAAAGAUGUCAAGCAAGAGGGAGAGAGAUGCUGAAACAAAGCACGCUGAAGCUGCUACUUUAAUUACAAACAUGGAAACUAACAAAGAUUGUUUGGAGGAGAAUUCUGAGAAUAUGGAAACUGAGAAGAGAGAACUAACUGAAGCAACAGCACGUGAAUUGGAAGCCAUCAAAGAACAGAAAGGAGAGAGUGAGGACAUGCACAGUGAAGAGGGAGGUUCUUCAGCUGAUUUUAUGUUACACAGUUUCAAGCCUCAGAAUCAGAUGGAAAAAUGUAGUAAGGUAGAGCAAACAGAGGAGAAUGUAAUCUUAAUCAGAGCUGUUGAUUGUGAGGGUACACAUGAAAAGCAUGGUGAAUUAAUGAAAGCAGAAAGAGAUGGAUUAUCAGGAGAGAGAGAAACUCCCAGAGAAACUCCCAGGGCAGUAUCUGUUCCCCAAAAUGUUACUCAUUUGCCACCUGAGCAAUGCAUCAUGCUGCAAAGUGAAGAUUCCGAGGAGAAAUCUGAUGUGUUGAUACAGAAUGAAGUGGUUGAAAAUGAAUCAAAAAAUGUAAUCAAAGUAAUUAAUACGUCAAGUGAUGUAGGGGAAAACGUAAAACAAGUGAUAACUGGAGAGGAAACAACAGCUGCAGUACAGAUGAAAGGACUCUGUGCAGAGGCAAAUAAUGAGAGAGAGCUCUCUGAAAAUGUAUUGUCUGAUUUCAGUAGCACAAAAUCCUUCUGUGAAGUGGAGUGUCCUAAAGACCUAAUGAUACAGCGUGAUGGGGAGGGAAUAAUUAUGGAGACGGAGGCAGACACUGCAGCUAUUGAGGUCUGUGCACACUCUCAGUGCUCUGAAAUAAAACGUGACAGUGAAGAGAUACUGGAGAAACAAUGUGUGGAAACAAUAAAAGAUGAAGCGGACAGAGAAUGCGAACCAGAGACUGUUAAAGUCUCUAGACAUCACUUACCUGUAUCUGCUAUUGAAGGAAUCAGAAAUUCAUUGUCUGUGGAUGACAUAGACAAAAAUGUACAUAUGGAGAGGGCUGCUUUGUCAGCCUUUCCAAAAGAUGAUGAACAGCUCAAAAUUGAAGACAUGUAUAUAACCAGACCUGAGACUAUUGAACUAGCCAUGAAAUUUAACAGAGAAAGUGUUCUAGAAAUAGCUGAAUCGUCAGAGCUACUCCAUAGUGCAGAAAAUGGAAAAUUAGUAGAUAUAAAGGAGGGGGGAUAUUUAAAAGGCAAGCCACACCAGGAAGAAAAUGGUAGUAAUUUAUCACAAGGGAAGUCAGACUUGGAAGGUACACUUGCACUACCAAAGACAGCAUGCAUUAUGGAUGCAGAAAGCAGUGUAGCUAAGUGUGAAUCCUCUGUAUUAGAUUUUACAGAAAUAAAAGGUGAAAUAAAUCAACCUGAAAACUUGUGUAGUACAUUAGAACGUGUGUUGUCCCAAACUCAAAACUUUAGAGUGUUCGAAUCUCAAGAGACUGAAUUCAAAGUUAAUCCAGAUGAUUUCGGAGAGGAAAGCAGUGAACUGUUAGAAAGAGUGGAUACCAUUGAAUCUGUCUUAGUAGAAAGUAAUCUUGCUUCUAAGGCACAGUUUGCAAAACCUCUGAAUCAGUUCUUGGUAACUGAAAAUGUUAAAUGUGAUGAAACAAAAGGGGAAUUAAAUAAACAAAGCAAGGAAUUGGUGACUGAGACUUGUUCCAGUUCAUUUAACUGGGAAGUCAAUGUGAAGAAAAAUAAUAUUUCAGAGAUCAUCUGCCAGCCUACUUCAGAAAUGGAUUUUAAUAGUGGCUUGGCUUUUUCUACUCAAGGGGACUUGAAGAUGGGCUGUAUAAAUGCUGAAGAAGCAGAUUCUCCUGUGAAAGUGGGAAUUGGCUUGGAAUCCACAAUGCCUCCUGAUCUAAAUUUCAGUCUUCAGAAGGUUGUCAGUUUUCUUGACACGAAUUUCACAGAAAAGGCUGCUUUUUCCCAUACAUGGGAAAACAAAGGAGAUAAAAAUUGUGUUACAGGUAGUGCAUUUAACUGUUCUUCAGGAAGCUUGGAAGAGGGUGGUGAGAUCCUGUCUGCUGAAAAAGACAACAUGUGCAAAGAGCUGGACUGCCCUGAGAGGGAAUACGUACACAAAAAUGAAGUGAAAAUUCCAGAUGAGAGGGAGCAGCCAGUAGAUAAAGAACCUCAGGCAUCUGUUAAAUCACAGAUCCUGGAUGCAAACUCUUACAAUAAGAAUACUUUUCUUCUCCAGAAGUUUAAUUGUCAAGAAUCAGGAUGCAGGACUUCUACAUGGGAGGUUAGAACAGAUCCCUCUAGAACUGAUUCACUAACAGCUGGGGGAGAAAGCAAAGAAUUGAAUAGUUUUGAGGCAUCUGGGAAAAAUGACAUAAAAAGGACUAAAAAUGAUUUUGAUAUGCCAGAGCAGAGCAAUGAAUCUGAAGAGGAAGACUCUUCUAUACAAAAAGUUCGAUAUGUGAAAUGUUCUGAAUGUGUUCCCAUGUUCAGAAAGGAACUGAGAGCUUCCAGGAGAAUUGCAGUGGGUGCUCUGGAAGCUGGUGCAAUUGUUGAUGCUGAUUACCAAGUAUGUGAACUUCAUUCAACAAUGCACCCAGGAAAUACUUCGACAGCUAGUCAUCUAAAAGCAGACACUGUGGUGGAUAUGGAUACACACAGUGAAACAAACACCUCUCUGAAUACUGCAAAUGAGUUGUCAAGUGUGGUUGGGGAGAGUUAUCCUAAAGACGUAGCCUCCUGGAAAAGAGAGUGUAUAGUAGUAACCCCUGAAAAUACUGAGAGUGCUAAUGAAUGCAUGGUAGAUUCUAACAGAGCUGGAUGCAUCAAUGACAGUGAGGAAAGUCCAUUAAAAACUGGGCCAUCAAAAGAAAGCCCUGUGAUGCCAAAUACUUCAAAAAAUAGAUUACCACUAUGCCAGAUGUUAACCAGAUUCUCAGAAACUUGCAGACCGGCUGUAAAAAACAGUAAAUUAAAUACAAGAAUGUUAGCACUUGGCAAUUUCUUAGAAGAAAAUGAUUCUGAAAAACUUCAGUCAAAUGUGGAGCAAAGUCUACUACACGGUGUUGAUGUACAUGGGGAGAAAACAACACUGAUGUUAUCCUAG
Molecule: messenger RNA, 4911 nt
Organism: Pygoscelis adeliae (Adelie penguin)
Lineage: Eukaryota; Metazoa; Chordata; Aves; Sphenisciformes; Spheniscidae
Exons: 15
Coding region: 1-4911 (1636 amino acids)
Source: RefSeq, a predicted model, not a curated record